AUGAACUUUUUAACUACUUUAUUAGUUGCCAUUUACUGCUUGUUCUUGCAAGUUGAAGCUGCACCAUUGAACAAGAGAUUGUUUGCACCAUCAUCCCCAGUUUUCUCAUUGAUUGCCAUCCACAAGGGAGAGCCAUUCCAUGCACACUUGGUUAAGUUCAAUGGAAGCUCCAUCAAGUUAGGUUCAGACGAUAAGGCUCUUUUCGGUACUAUUGAAGCUGAUAAUGGAUACAUCUUGAACUUGCCAACUACCAAUGGCUCAAACAUCACUUCUGUGAGCAACGUUGUUGUAUCAAACAAAACCCAAUUACUUGAAACUACCACCAAAAACGGAUCUGCUAGUCAACAUUUCGGAAUCACCAACGGUUGGUUAUCAUUCUUAAACUCAACCAGCUUCUUGGCUUGUGCAGAAUUGGAUACAAGCAAUGUUACCGCUAGCAGAAACAGUACCGGUUACAGCAAUAUCACUGGCAACUAUGAUUUAUACUUCAACCCAAAAAACACCACCAAAUGUCCAAGUGGUGUUAGUUACGAUGUCAAAUUACUGGUCCAAUUGAGUGUCCCAAUUUCAUUCUCCCCAGAAACCAAUGCUGGAGGAUUUUUCAAGAGAGGAAACUUGGUUAACAAAUUUUUCCGUUAA
Molecule: messenger RNA, 639 nt
Organism: Lodderomyces oxycetoniae
Lineage: Eukaryota; Fungi; Ascomycota; Pichiomycetes; Serinales; Debaryomycetaceae
Exons: 1
Coding region: 1-639 (212 amino acids)
Source: RefSeq, a predicted model, not a curated record